AAGUUUCACUGAGGCCUUUAUGUAUUUUCCUCUCUUCAUAUUAACAGCUGACGGCUGCUCUUGUUCGUUUUUGAUUUCUAAUUCAGAAAUCUCUGGUGCUGGUGCUGUGUUAUGAACAGAACCUGAAACCCUUGGCAGUGUGGACUUUGUGGACAUUGGUAGGGCCUUUUUGUUCCUCACUGAUCUCUUUUCGCCACUGAGCAAGACAGAGACUCCAUUCACAGACAGCUUUGGAAAGGCUUCAGGAGUCUGGCUUGCAUCAUUUAGGCGACUUUUCUUUGCAUUAAGCAGAAAAGAGCAUGUAGGUGCAGACAUUCCUUUGCUCCUGUUCUCCUCCAAGCAGAAUGGAGAAAACAGGAGCCUCCUUUACCACAUGGGACUAUGUAGUUUUUGCUCUCAUGUUGGUGGUCUCAGCAGCUAUUGGCGUGUAUUACGCCUUCACCCAGUCUGGCCAGAGCAGCUCUAGAGAAUUUCUGAUGGGUGGACGGAGCAUGACGGCUGUCCCGGUGGCUCUAUCCUUGACGGCUAGCUUCAUGUCGGCCAUCACGGUGCUGGGAACUCCAAUAGAGGUGUAUCGUUAUGGGGCUGUUUUCAUCCUUACAUGCCUUUCCUUUAUCUUGAUGGUGUUUAUCAGCUCAGAGCUUUUCCUGCCCGUUUUCUACAGAAUGGGAGUGACCAGCACCUAUGAGUAUCUGGAACUGAGGUUCAACAAAGCGACUCGGCUCUUUGGAACCGUGCUGUUUAUUAUUCAGACAUUGUUGUACACUGGACUAGUUAUCUAUGCACCAGCUUUGGCUUUAAACCAAGUGACUGGUAUAGAUCUGUGGGGAGCUGUGAUCUCAACUGGAGUUGUCUGUACCUUCUAUUGCACCUUGGGUGGACUCAAGGCAGUGGUGUGGACCGACGUGUUCCAGGUGCUCAUAAUGGUGGCUGGAUUUUUGGCUGUGAUUAUUCAAUCAGUGCUGUUACAGGGCGGGGUCUCCGUCAUCAUUGCUGACUCUUACCACGGAGGUCGUCUCAACCUAUGGGACUUUGAUCCAAAUCCUCUGAGGCGGCACACUUUCUGGACCAUCAUCAUCGGCGGUACGUUUAUCUGGACCAGUGUGUAUGGUACUAACCAAGCUCAGGUGCAAAGAUACGUGUCCUGCAAGUCACUGUCUCAUGCCAAAAUGUCUCUGUAUGUGAACCUGGUGUCUCUGUGGAUCAUUAAUUUGUGUUCAGUGUUUUGUGGAAUGUGUUUGUAUUCCAUUUAUAAGAGCUGUGAUCCAUGGACAGCAAGGAAGGUGUCUGCUCCAGACCAGCUCAUGCCAUACCUUGUGCUGGAUAUCUUGAAGGACUACCCGGGUCUUCCUGGGUUGUUUGUAGCAGCAGCAUAUAGUGGCACCUUAAGCACAGUCUCCUCCAGUGUGAGCGCCUUGGCUGCAGUCACAGUUGCAGAUCUGAUUGGACCGUACUUUAACUUAUCAGAGCAAAAACUCUCUUGGGCAUUGAAAGGACUGACUGUAUUCUAUGGAGCAGUGUGCAUUGGGCUGGCUGGUGCUGCAUCCAUGAUGGGAGGAUUGCUGCAGGCGGCUAUCAGUAUUGUUGGCACCAUCGGUGGACCUCUGCUAGGCCUCUUCUCAUUAGGAAUCCUGUUUCCUUUUGUAAAUGCCAAAGGAGGCUUGACCGGGCUGAUCAGUGGAUUAGUCAUGUCACUGUGGGUUUGUAUUGGAGCUCAGAUCUACCAUCCUCUACCUGAGAGCACCAGGCCUCUUAGUCUAAAAACACACGGCUGCAACUUCACCAGCACUGACAAUGAAUUCAUGAACUGCAGACCUUUGCUGGCUGAUUACUGGUACUCUCUAUCAUACCUGUAUUUCUGCCCACUGGGGACUGUAGUUGUUAUUGUCACUGGGCUUAUUGUGAGUUUGCUAUCAGGUGGUAGACCAUUAAAACUGGAACCAGGAUUGACCUUACAAAAGGAGGAUUUAACCUGCUACAAGAUUUACAAAAUACUAAAACAGAAGACUACAGGAAGCACAGAUAAACUGGACCUGACUGGGAGUAAAGAAAAAUCUUGUAAAACCAACCUUGCCUUUUGUGAUGUCGAGCUGGAUAUUACAAAAAUUCACAGAACUUUUGUAUAGGAUAUAUUUUAUUUGUUCUUCAACUUAUUUCUAGCAAAAAAAUCUACUUUUAACUGAUAUUUGAUUGUAACAAGUGUGUUAGAAAGUAAAAGGUCAUCGUUCUUCUCAAUGUUUGAGGUGUUUUUUUUUGUUUUGAUUACUUACAGUGGAUAUUUAGACCCAUUGACUCAUUCUGCACACUAUGUAAAUAGGGUAGCUCAACAGUUAAGGUACCGCUGGUUCAAGCCCAACAUUACAAGUUCCCACUGUUGGGGCACUUAAGCAAGGCCCUUAACCCUCAGUUAUUCAACUGCUUGAUAAAGAUGUUUGCUAAAUCCUAUAGAUGCAAACACUGGAUGGACAAACAUCUCUGCAGCACUCAGUAGAUAAACAAGACAAGGGUCUUAAUACUUUUUUUAAUUAACUACAGAUAAAAAAAGCAGAAAAGCUAAAUUCCUAAACUACUCAUU
This is a messenger RNA of Trichomycterus rosablanca, 2575 nucleotides long. It is a transcript of the gene slc5a8, whose product is annotated as solute carrier family 5 member 8. The coding region runs from base 345 to 2126 and encodes 593 amino acids. Lineage: Eukaryota; Metazoa; Chordata; Actinopteri; Siluriformes; Trichomycteridae. Gene Ontology annotation, molecular function: organic acid:sodium symporter activity. Gene Ontology annotation, cellular component: membrane; extracellular exosome. Gene Ontology annotation, biological process: propanoate transmembrane transport; sodium ion transport. The transcript has 16 exons. The record is from RefSeq and is a predicted model, not a curated record.